AUGCAAAGACUCCUCGCAACAUUAUCCUCACCGUUUUCUGGGAACAACCAACGAGGUAGAUCGACAGAACCAAUCAUCGUAUCCUCCUCCCGAGUAGUCGACUACAGGGAAAGCCGAAGCGGUCGAAAUACAGAGACCCGUCAUACACACAGAGGCAGCGAUGGUCACCUCAGCUCGAAGUCUCUCAACCUCGGCUCCCAUUAUUCUGAGGCAAGUAGAAGAUCGCAGCACGGGAGGAGGAGGCAGAGCCCUCGCCAGCAUAGGUAUAGGACACGGUCUCCCAGCUCUGAUCGGUCCAGCGAACGUUCCAGGUCCUCCACUCGAAACAGAACCUCCCGUCAUUACAGACAUCCCGCUACCUCUCGGGAUCACCAUUUACGACCACUUACACCGCCGCACCGCCAAGUUCUCAAUACCAGAGAAAAAUCAGCCGAUGUCCGGCGAUCAGCUUCACUCCCCCGACAUUCUGUACGAGAUAACGGACACAGAUCACCUAUGGAGGGCCACGGCCAUAAGGUGUUCCGUGCUCCCAGUAUACACACAGAGGCAUCUCUAUGGACAUCGGACGCACCCUCUAGAAGUUCGACUGUGGGGAUGCCAAUGCCAGAUGCACAUUAUGUUACUCCUCCAAGACCGACGUUCUACGAUCCGUACAUGGAGUACUCAUCACAUCCUCGAUACCCCCCGCCCCCUCAGUAUCCGCCGGGGCAUUAUUCUGUUGGCCAUGGUCCAGGACUUCGUCACACCUACCGCAGUCCGUCACCCCCACCGUUGCCUUCAUAUCCUGGUCCACUUCCUCGACCUAUCGAUCAUUAUCCUCAUUCGUCUGGACCCCGCUCGCGUUUCGUUUCUCACUCUCGUCCUGGACCUAAUGGACCUCCUACGUACAGAACCCCUCCACCUAUGCCUGGGCCGAUGCCCUGGGGGCAUACUACUUCCUAUGCUUCUACCGUUGUGGGUCCUGGUCCGAGAUAUUUCGAUCUUCAGGAUUUUAAUACGUUACAUGCGGGGAAUACACCCCUUCCAUCGGUGGUUGGUCUCCAGAGGGAACGAAAUUCAAAGAGGUCGUGGCAAAUUUAG
Molecule: messenger RNA, 1080 nt
Organism: Marasmius oreades (fairy-ring Marasmius)
Lineage: Eukaryota; Fungi; Basidiomycota; Agaricomycetes; Agaricales; Marasmiaceae
Exons: 1
Coding region: 1-1080 (359 amino acids)
Source: RefSeq, a predicted model, not a curated record